UUUUCUCCCUACCAUCCACCUUUGUGUCCUUGUCCUCAUCUCCCCUUCUCCUCCAUAGGAUGCUGUCACAGGCGCACAGUGAGUGACUCAGCGGCAGCUCAUUGUUGGUGAGCUGCGGCAGAGCCACUCCACUACUCACUGUCACUCGAGGAACAUUGUUGAAUACUGAUCGAAAUUAAGCUUUCAUAGAUGGAUCAUAAGGCAUGGCUUUGGAGAAAGAAAUCAUCAGAGAGGGAGCUGGAGAAGGAGAAGGUUCUAUUGUUAGAGAAAUCCUUGCAAGAUUUAAAUGAACAACUUUCAUUUGCUCAUUCUGAGUGUGUUGAGAAGGAUGCUAUUUUAGCUAAACAGGCAAAAGUAGCUGAAGAAGCCAUAUUAGGUUGGGAAAAAGCGGAGGCUGAGGCACUACUUCUCAAGACACAACUUGAUGAUACACUGGAUGAUAAAACUGCAAUUGAGCAAAGGAUUUGCCAACUUGACGAGGCUUUAAAUGUUGCAAUGGUAGAGAGGGACUCGUUAAUAAAGGAAACAGCUCAAAUGAUUUCAUGUGAACAAGACAAAGUUCAGAAGCUGGAAGAAAGUUUAGUGGAAAAAAUAAACAUAAUUGCUAACUUAGAUGCCGAGAAUGACAAACUUUCUGAAAUUGUCAGUGUUAAAGAGAACAUGAUCUCAGAGCUAAUUGAAUCGAAGGGACUAACAGAAUCAAACCUCAAGGACCUUGCAAGGAAGCUAGAGUCAGCCGAAAGAACAAAUUCUUCACUUAGAUAUGAGGUUUGCAUGCUGCAGAAGCAACUUGAGAUUCGAAGCGAAGAGAGGAAAUUUAGUCUCAAAUCUGCUGAUGCUGCACACAAACAGCAUCUUGAGAAUGUAAAGAAGAUAACCAAACUUGAAUCAGAAUGCCAGAGACUGCGUUCAAUGGUACGCAAACGAUUACCAGGUCCUGCUGCCAUUGCAAAAAUGAGAAGUGAAGUUGAAACAGUGGGCAGUGAUACAACGACCACAAGGAUGAGAAAGUUAAAUUCAGCGGCAUCACAGAACUCAUGUGUUUCGGUACAGAACUCUCAUGAUGCAUUGCAUGGAAAUUCGCCGUUGCUUGCAAGGCUACAUGCAAUUGAAGAUGAAAAUAAGGCCAUAAAGGAAUCUCUUUCUAGAAAGGAUGGUGAACUUCAGUUUUCUCGGACUAUGCUUGCCCGCACAACUUCCAAACUUUCCCAAGUUGAAGCCCAGCUUGAAGAGUUAUCAAGAGGCCGGGCUGGUGCUGAAUUGGUUAAAGGUAGCCCUACAGUGGUGGAAAACCCUCUUUCAUCUAUCUCUGAGAAUGGCUGCAAUGAAGAUAAUGUUAGCUGUUCAGGCUCAUGGGCAUCAGCCUUGUUGUCUGAACUGGAACACUUCAAGAAGGGGAAGCCCACAGCACAUUCUAGUAAGAGCACAGCACUAUCAGACAUGAGUUUCAUGGAUGACUUUGCAGAAAUAGAAAAGUUAGCGUCGGGAUGUAAUGAUAAACCUCUGGAACCAUAUGUUUCAAAGAAAGAGGUCACAGAGUCAUCUGGAAAAGAGCUAGUUCCAGUUGAUGUCUCUGCUGGAACAACUGACCAAAUUCACCAACCUAAGAUUGAGAAGGCUGUCCUGAAGUUAAUUGAACUUAUUGAGGGAGUUAUCCAGAAAUCAUCAAAGGACUGUAGUAAGACAGUUGUGCUAUCUGGCGGAGAAGAGAAUAAUGGCCAAGAAAUGCUAUCAGGCUAUGUUGCCCGUGCUUUCUUGUGGAAUAUAUCAGAACUUACUUCUGUACUGCAAAACUUUGUCUUCGUGUGCAACGAGCUUCUGUAUGGGAGUACUGAUGUUGAAAGCUUUGUUCAUGACCUCCAACUCACAUUAGAUUGGAUAAUCAACCACUGCUUCUCACUUCGAGAUGUAUCAGACAUGAAGGAAGCUAUCAUGAAGCAUUUGGAAUUAAACAACAGUGAUGGACUUGAAAUUGUUGCGGUAACCGGGCACACAGGAAUCCAUACAUCAGAUGAACCUAGAACGGCGGAGAAUGCUCAGACAUCUAUAUUGUCUGACUCAUGCUGUAUAAAUAUGGGAUCUAAAGAUGAUGUUAGCACACAGAAGACAAGUAAUGAAGUGGCAGUCUCUAAAUUUCAGGGGAUAGAAGAAAAGGCUUCACAUUUGCGGGCAGAACUUAAUGAGUUGAAGGAAUCUGGAAAAAUAACAGCACAUGUUGAUGGUAAAUCGACAAUGAAUGAAUGUAGCACACGUGAAUCCAUCUUCACGUCUGGACUGAAUAAGGGCAAACAAGAGGGGAUUAGUUGUCCUGAAUCCAAGCAUCAACUUGAGUGUUGCUCUGCUAAAGAAGGCUCAAAAAAUGUUGCUGACAAUGAAGAGAAACAUCUGCAGAUGCAGCUGGAGAUCUCAACAGCAUCAGAGAAGUUGAUUGAGUGCAGGGAGACAAUCCUAAACCUGGGAAAACAGCUGAAGGCGCUGGCAUCUCCAAAGGACGCGAUCCUCUUCGACCAGGUGCUCCAGACCGCAGCUCGGUCUGAGCGAAAACCCCGAUCGCAAUCACUAAGCGAGAUGCUAUCUAUGGAGGAUGGCGGAUUCUAUGUCCCAAGCUCCCCGAAAACCAAGGAGAUCAUCUGCACUGAACCAAGGGCUUCAACUGAAAGAAACCUCUCUGCCGACGAGGGAGAUGAUGGUUCCGCCGCAGCAUGCAGUUCCUCGCACCCUAUGCCAGUGGCACAGCCCGUAAAACAGGCUUGCAGGGUGAACGGAACCUGCAAGGGCGAAGCUGAUGUGAAGGUGGUAACACUUGCCGUUGUCCCGAGGAAGCAGAAGGGGAACGGCAGCUUGCUGAAGAGGAUCAUGACGGGGAGGAGGAAGGAGGCCAAUGCCAUGGCCAAGCCACAGGUGGUGCUGAGUUCUUAGCUGACAGAGAAGGAUGGGAGCCUCGGACAUGGCGAGUCUUUGUUUCAGGUGUAAAUUAAGUGUGUGCGUUUGUGUGUGGAUCGGAGCCGUGUUCAGGUGAGGUUAGUAAUAAAGGUGCACUGUGUUGUGUAUAGGCUGUAUGGAUUAGUAUGGUAUGUGACGUAGUGCUACUCAUCGUGACCCUGAAGGCGGUUUACCUGCUUGUGUGUUCUGGGAAGGUUGUUGUACCUGCGUUGAACUUUGAUAAUGGCUAGUGGUUUAUCUGCAUGUGUUUGUGUGCUUCCUCUGUGAUAAAAGAACCUUGUUCUGAAAGACAA
This is a messenger RNA of Setaria italica (foxtail millet), 3236 nucleotides long. Its product is annotated as filament-like plant protein 4. Bases 190 to 2919 code for a protein of 909 amino acids. The transcript has 6 exons. The record is from RefSeq and is a predicted model, not a curated record. Lineage: Eukaryota; Viridiplantae; Streptophyta; Magnoliopsida; Poales; Poaceae.